Molecule: messenger RNA, 2313 nt
Organism: Spathaspora passalidarum NRRL Y-27907
Lineage: Eukaryota; Fungi; Ascomycota; Pichiomycetes; Serinales; Debaryomycetaceae
Product: putative lipase
Exons: 2
Coding region: 1-2313 (770 amino acids)
Molecular function (GO): monoacylglycerol lipase activity
Source: RefSeq, a predicted model, not a curated record
AUGACCGAAGAAGAAAAUGGUGAUCGUUUACCUUAUCUGCAAAUUCCUAUAGCCUUGACUAAGGAUCAACUUGACAAAAUGGAAGAUAGAAUUCUUUAUCGUCAAGUCAAAUCGGUUAAAGCGGGACAAAUUGAACGCUUCAAAAUAAACUUCACUCCACGACUAGAUGGUGAUUCAGUUGCAAUUCCACCAACAUUGUGGGUCAAGGUAAGAAAUAGAGAACCAGUACCGAAACGAGCGGUGUUUUUAGCUGGUCCUUAUAUUUUGUAUGUUGAUUGUCGUCUGACUGAUUACAAUCCUAAUCAAAAAUGUUUCAUAACUGCUGAUCAGCCAGUGUAUGAACCACAACUACUCCCUGGUCAAUCCUUUUACAUCCAAUUGUCAUGCCAUACCCUUAAACCGGAUUAUUCCUGGAAUAUUGAUGUUAUCUCUCAGAUAAUCUUCAAUAAUACAAUUUCAAUUGAUUUUGAAAUAAUUAUAGGAACCUCAAAACAAAUCUUGCAUGAAGCAUCUUAUCCUGAACGACAUAUUACCAAUAGCGACAAAACAGGCAAUUUUUCACCCUAUUUAAAUAUAGAUCAUUGGGAUACAUUCGACCUUUGGAAUUUGCCUGUUCCUAAACAAGAUAGGCCAAUUCACUUGGUGAUUUUAACUCACGGUCUUCACUCAAAUGCUAGCGUUGACAUGUUAUUUUUAAAAGAACGUAUUGAUGCAGGUGCGGAUCCAAAUUCAAAUAUAGUGGUUAAGGCAUUUUUCGGAAAUAUUGGUAAAACAGAACGUGGUGUGAAAUAUCUUGGAAGUAGAGUGGCAGAAUAUAUUAUUGAAUUAAUUACUGCAAAUGAAACCUUCAAUAAUGGUAAAGUGGAUAAAAUAUCCUUUAUUGGUCAUUCCCUUGGUGGAUGUGUUCAAACAUUUGCAAUUGCAUAUUUAAAAGUUAAUUUCCCCUGGUUUUUCGAACAAAUAAAACCGAUAAACUUUGUCACUUUGGCAUCACCUUUGUUAGGUGUGGCUAAUGAAAACCCAGCAUAUGUGAAUCUUGUACUACUGGCCGGUUUUGUUGGUAAAACAGGUCAAGAAUUGGGGUUGAAGUAUUUUGAAAAAGACUCAAAACCAUUAUUGUUAUUAUUACCUGCUGGUCCUACGCAUACUGUUUUGAAAAGUUUUAAAAGAAGAACCGUCUAUGCCAAUGCAAUCAAUGAUGGUAUUGUACCUUUACGUACUUCAUCCUUACUUUAUUUGGAUUAUAAAACAAUUUCCCAUAUAAUUAAUAGUGAGAAGGAAAAAGUGGCUGUAUCUGAAGGAGGUGGUAGAAAGAUUAUGAAAAAUAUUGAUAUUCUGUCUGUUCAAACCAUGCUAUCCUAUUUCAUGCCACAAAGAGAAAGUGUCUAUCAUAAAUUUCAAACUAGUGAUGAAGUCGCUGGUGAAGUUACUGAUAGUGGUGUUGAUGAUUCCAUUACUAGUGAUGAAAAUAAUGAUGAAAUAGGCGAGAUUCCUCCUACAACAUUUAUGGAUUCUGCUGCAUCUGUAUUGCUUCCUCCUUUACCACCAGCAAAGUAUAUUAUAGAUCCAGACUCUCGUGAAAACCCUAUUAUUCAUGAUAAAGUAUAUUAUAAAAAGGAUAUACCAAGACCGAAACUGCCAGCAACUUCCAUAGAAAUGGCUGAGGAAGAUAGUUAUUCUGGGAUAAUUAAAAAGAAAAUUUUAUCAGACUAUUCAAAAUUUGAAGAAGCAAUUGCUCAGGAGUAUCAUAGAGAUAUGGGAUGGAGGAAAGUUAUAGUGAAAUUAAAACCGGAUGCUCAUAAUAAUAUGUUUGUUCGCAGGAGGUUUGCGAAUGCAUAUGGAUGGCCAGUCAUCCAACACUUAGUUGAUAACCAUUUUGGUCCUAAUCGUACUCCUGAUAUGAAUAUUGUCAGUGGAAACUCUGUUUCCAGUUCUGACGAAUUAGCAAGUGAAGAUUUAACAAGAAUUGUUUCACGAGAUUUGAUUACUAGACAAAAUAUUGAAAUUGAUGAAUCUGUAACUGAAGAAGAACAUGCGUGGAUUAAUUCAAAAGAUAAUAGUGAAUCGUUAUUUGCUGUUGGGGUUACUGGAUUAUUGGGCGAAGUUACAGAAAUGAUGGGUGAUUUUAGAGAACAAAUUUAUAAAUUGGGUUUGAAUCCUUCAUUUGCACAAUUGCUGCAGGCUAUUAGUAUUGUACCACCGACUGCCAAUGCAAAUCAAACGACUGUGAAUAAUGAAUCACAAUCAGACGUUGAAAUUAGUGAAUCAGGAGACUUGGGGGUUAAACAGGGAAUUAUGGGGGAUUUCAUCUAA